AUGUUUUCGAAUUAAAGUGAAUACGAUCUACGAGUCUUUUUGUCCUCCUAUUCAGAUGCUUUGCAUUGUUUAAAAUAAUCAGCAGAUAAAUCAACAUUAAGAAAAAACUAUGAAAAUAUUGCAAAUCGACUCACUAUUUAUGUGAAACAAAAGAAAGUAUUUUAUUAACAAAAGGUAGAUGUUUGGAGAAGUAAAUUUAUCUAAAAGUGAAGAGAAAGACAUAUUAGCAUUUCAAUAUACGCAGUAAGAUAUUAAAAUGUAUAAAAUUAGUUAUAUUUUUUUAAAAUAUUUACCAGAUUUUGACAAUUUUAAGGGAAAUUAUGAAUAGUUAUAGACAAUCCUAAAUAAUUCAUUUAAUUCUCUAUCUUCAGAUUAACAUUUGUAUUCAUAGUAAUAGUAAAAAUAAUAAGCCUAAUGA
Messenger RNA from Paramecium octaurelia, 418 nucleotides. The record is from the annotation of a GenBank genome assembly. NCBI's taxonomy places the organism in Eukaryota, Ciliophora, Oligohymenophorea, Peniculida, Parameciidae.